AUGAGGGAUGUGUCCUGGCAGUUGCAAUCAGGACAAGUCUAUGCUGUCAAGGCCAGCGCUGACUGCUCUCAGGAGGCGGGAGGUUCUGAGACGAAGGCCGCUGUUGUGCCCUGGGUUGACCCGGUUGAUCCCGUCAACGGCUCCACCAUCGAAGUCUUCGUCGACCCCAGGUUGGCACAUCGCAUGCGCGCCGAGCGCGAGCGAGCCUUCUGGCUCUGCAUGGUGUCUGACCCGCCCGCCUGCUUAUGCAAGCUCGACGUUCCGAGCUUCGAGGCUGGCUCUCGCCUGGCCGCCCGCCUCUCCGAGAUGCUUCCGAAAUCGGUCGAAGGCUUCCUUAACGAGUGGCAGCUUUCCAUGGAGCUCCAGUGCCCGUCAGCAUGGGUGCCGGACUACUUGGUCGCUUUGCUGUUCACUUGGGCCAUCCUCCUCUUUGCCGUUGCCUGCGAAGCCUUGUGGCGAGCAGGCGCAGACACAGCCGCCGUUCCGCCUUGCGAAGGUGCCCUGGGCAGCUUGGGUGUUGUUGUCAGAAGACCUUGGGAGGAGGUGGGCCAGUGCUCCAAAGCUUUGAGCUUCGUCCUCUUGGGCCAGACCCUUCAGGCAUCCACCCUCGCAGUCCUCAUCCACACAGCAGCCUCGGAGUCACUGAUUUGGGGGAUCAGCUGCCUCGCGCUUGUCAUCAACAUCCUUGCGGUUUUGCGAUUCCACCACAUCGUCUGCAGGGCAAUGCUGGUGAACUCUCUCCUGGCGAAGGACAUCAUUCUCGCGGUGGAGACGUCCAAAGUCGCAGAGGUCUCGAUGAUCGGCAUUGUUAUCAUCUACUCUUCACUUGUGGUGGUGGGCAACUUGGGUGAGAUGAACAUGAUGGCUGUUGCCAGGCUCGUGGGCUAUGUCCUAGGCAACCUUGCAGGGCCUGUGUGGGCACUCAUUCACGCCAUUCGGGUACAGGAAGAGAGCAACCGCCUCAUCGCCGAGGUGCGCAUGCAAGGCACGGCUUAUGCUUCCUUGAAGAAGACUUCGGAGGCUUGUGCUCUGCCUUGGCCAGCCUUCGUGGAGGCGUGCAGGGGAGGCAGGGAUCCUGUGGCACUUGCAGAAGAGCUGAAGCCGGGACUUCCGGAAGACGGGGCAUUUUCGGGGAGCCGUUGCAACUUCAACUUCUUCAGAGAUCUUCUGUGGCACCGCCGUGUGGUCUUGGCUUGCACGGGGUCUCCUGCCGCCUACAUGCUCUUGCCCAGCUUCAUGCUCGCUAUGGCCUUGCUCUCAUCAUGCGGAGCUUUCGGAGCAGCAGGCUACCUGUGCUCCCGCGGAGAGCUUGAGAGUUUGCAGCCUGCGACCCUGGAGGACACGCUGGACUUCUCACCAUGGAGGGAUCGAUAUGUCCUGGUGCUGGAUACCAGCUUCCACGAAGUUGCAAUGAUCGCCACCACCGCGGCCACCACCAAGGAGCUUCAUUUCGAGCUGCCGGGCUUGCAAUCGAAGCAUCCUUCACCGCUGGCGGCGAACAUCGAUCUCAUGGGAGUGCCAGUGCCGAGGAUUGCAGCCUUCAUCGCCACGGGAUGGCGUGUCUCGCAACCGGCGAGGCGCUACAGCGUCCGCUUCGCACCCUUCCGCAUGCUCCCGACGCGUGUUAUGAUUUCUGAUCAAGCUGGUGGAUUCCAGCGUUGCCUCAGCUGGGGCACCCUGCCCGGGAGCAAGCUUAGCAUUCCAAGGCAAGCAGGCAACUUGACAGUCACCAUCUUCUUGACUGACUUCGUAGUUGGCGUUCCUACCCGAGCACCUGUGGGUGACCACCUGUGGACCGAGUAUGCCAGAAGUCUUCCAGAAACAUGCUCAGACACUUGUGAGAUCGAUCCUGAUUGCCUGUCUUCCUUCUUUGGAGUCGGAGGAUGCUUUUUUGCGAAGCACCAUCACGCCUUUCACGAGCAAUCGUGUUCAAGCAUCGACUCCGAGGCUCACACAACACAUGCGCACAACGACAUGCUCAGCCACUUGCACGGGUGUGCAGGGGCGCGACGGCAAUGUGGCCCUGGAGUACCAAUACGCGGCCACAUGGUCAACUUCGACCUCGUACACCCCGAUUGGCAAGCAAACGAUGAAGGGAGUUUGGAGUUCAGUCUUGCGCUGGUGGCGGAGGGUGUUCAGCAAACAGCUUCUGAUGUUCAGGAGCUGAGCUUACGCCGGGGGUCACCUCUGCCAUUCGACGUCUUGGUGCACCUGGAGGCGACGAUGCUCAACAACAGCACAAUGACCAUUCCAGUCAGUGCCCAUGUGGACAGCAGCGGCAACAUCAGCAUCACCGUCAGCCAGUACAAUCCCCUAGAUCUGCGAACUGGCAAGUCUGUGAGGUUGACCAUGGCGCCCGUCUUGGCCGACCGGGACUUCGAAGUCUCUUGGCUCCUCGAAGAGGAGCGUCCAGCCACCCCUGGCCCUGCAAGCUUCCAACGCUGCGCGGAGAGCAGCUUGCUGCGUGCGCGGCUUGCAGCCUGCAAAGGUCCUGCCCAGUGGCCUGUGCAGUUCUUGACUCUACCCCUCUCGCGUUUCAUGCCUGAGAGCGAGCUCAACGGCAUCGAGUUCAGCGUCUUGCCAAGACACAAGCAUGAAGAACCAAUGUUUCCAGGCAUGGAGAGCUUCCACGUGAGGGUGAGCUUCGACGGGGUGGACUCGCCAGCAGCAUGGGCUGCAGAGUUAGGCUGCUCGGUAGUUCACGACUGGGACAACACAGGUGUCUACGAGGCCGUCGUUCGAUCACCCGAUGCCUUUUGCAAGCUUCUGGAGCACGGCUGCCACGACCGGUCGAAGUUCAAGCAGCUCGAGAGUGAGUUCAAGCAUCUCUUCAAGUAUGCCCUCGCCAAGGACCAGUACCUGAAUGUGGCACAGCAAGUCCAGGGCUUCGCAUGUGCCUACCAAAACGGGGCUAUGUCCGACAAAAACCGAGCGUUCCAUGCAGUACACGGUUGGAGCUAUGUGCGAAAGCUGGGGCUCACAGGCUCCAAGUUUGGUCAAGAGCCCAAGAUUCAGUAUGUACGAAGGGAUGAUGAGAACGGCUAUGUCUACGCUGUUCCUGCGAUUCCUCUUCCCGUUUUUCUCUCAGCUAUUUCAUCCAUGGCCAUGCGUUCCGGCGCAUUACAAUUCUUGGAAUGGGUUUGUCAUGGCACAACAGGAAGUGCCAGCUCCAAGGGAGUCUCCGAGUGGCUCGUAGCUGCCGUGCAAACCGGUAGCACUGACGUGGCCACCGUGGUCCUCGAAUGUCUCAAGGAGCAUCCGAGCAGUGGCGUUGAUACAAAGCAGCUGGCCGAAGCAUUGUGGCUACAGGCGACCAGACGCAUUUUGGAGGGCGAGGAGGACCUUUCCAUGGUGAGAGUGCUUUCGUUGUGGAACCCUGCUGUCCUCAAGCGUGAAGUGAGUCUGCUGGUUCGCGACAAGAGGAUCCUGUGGUUUGAUCGUUUACUUGGAGCAGUUGGCGGGCGGGCGCUCCUUGAGAACUGGACCGACUGGUCUGUUGCGAUACAAGAGGGUUCGGCACUUGCGGAUUUACCCCAAAUUCUGACCCUCACGCCGCACUUGCGAGACUUGAGCAUCACUGCUAGCUCUCACAACAAGGUCCAUGCCCUGCCGGAGUACACGAUGCAACCAGGUGGCUUCUUCCAGGUGCUCCGUCGGCUCAAGGAUUUGGAAACACUCACUUUCGUUCCUCACAUGGAUGCAAGAACCACCGACGGCUUUCUGGAAGCAAUCCGGCACUUGCGGCUCAGGACGCUUGCACUUUAUCAUAUGACAUACUCCCAUAGUAAUAGCCGGCUUCUGCAGCACGUGAACGCAGAAGGUAUCUGUCUGUGGCCCGAAGCAGAUGCCCGAGCUUUCGCACAAGAUCUGGGAGGUAGUGUGGAGUGGACCCACAUGAUGCUUUCAAUCCAGAACUUUUCGGAUGCUUCCGUCAUACUGGCCCGAUCGCCGCGGCUGCAGAGAGUGGCUUUGCAGUUCUCGUCUACGCCGACAGUAUCUGAGUGGAAGCAUUUCCUAGCGGUCGCCAGAGAGCUUCGUGAUCUCCGUGUGCUGACCUUCUGGGCACGUGGAGGCCAAGCCUGCUUCCUGUCUGGCGAAGCCGAAGAAGCUGGCCGCGAGUUCGCGCGCUUGCCCUCCAGCUUGCAGUGGAUCCGUUUCGGCCAAUGCGGAGGGAAGACUGACCUCCCCCCAGCAGUACGAAAGCAUGUGCCUAAGUCAGUGCAAUGUAUCAGCCGUGCCUUCUUUUGUCACCAGCUCUGGGACAGCCCCAAGCGCAAGCCUUGCUACUGA
Molecule: messenger RNA, 4290 nt
Organism: Symbiodinium sp. CCMP2592
Lineage: Eukaryota; Dinophyceae; Suessiales; Symbiodiniaceae
Source: the annotation of a GenBank genome assembly